GCUUCCGUCAUCGCCUCCGUCCCCGCCGUCCCCGCCCUGCUGCAUGACCACAGCAAGACAACGAGGCAUCGGAGGCAUACUCCGCGCAAGGGACGGAUAAAAGGAAUUCCUUUGGUGUACGCGUGGUUCUGUGGCGACACACUGGUUGAUGAGGAGAACAAAGUGGCCUGGAACAUUUCUGGGCCUUGCGUCGUCGAAGACUACUUUUAUCGGAUCCUGGCUGUAAGCUUGCUACACGUCCCAACGGUGGUCCUACUCACCGACCCGUCGCUGCUGCCAACGUUUGAGGCAAGACUACCGGCCUUUGCGCGGAAAGGCUUUCGUCUCGACGAUUACCUGCAGUACGCAGAUACGAAGUUUUUGAAGCUCCGAUCGCUCUAUGUAAAGCAUCUGAACAUGUCAGCCGGCACGUGGGCGGGCGGCUGCUGCCGUGGCCACAAAGAGCCUUUCGAAAUGUUCAAUGUGCUGAACUACUAUGUUGUCCGUGCUUGGAUGGAGGAAGAGGACAUCAAGUACGUGGCUUAUGCAGAGGCCGAUGUUGCUGUGAUCGUCCCGCCGUACCUCCCGAGAAAGUGUCAGAGUGAGAUCGCCUGGCGAUUCAGGUGGGACGCCAGCAAGGAGUGGCUACCCUUCACAUACAGUGCUCUGGGAUCUAUGGGUGGCGUGCUCAGUUUAGACGUGCUCAACGAUUGGACUGAUUUCGACAUCGCCAUGUUUGAGGAUUACAUUUGGCUCCGAUACGCCAUCCAGAAGAACCUGUUUUCAGGCAUCAACCAAAUGAGCACUUGGUAUUUCUAUGCCAUGGGCAGCCUCGACACGGAGGGACUGCCGUGGUCAGAUGGCGAGCCCUGGUUCCUGCAGUAUGUUCGCUUUCCACCCCACUUCACCCGACAGGAGCUCCAUGUACCACCGCCGGGCCCUGAUGUCCGAAUGUUGCCUGAUUAUCUGAUGCCGCCAACGAAGCGCUACCGCAUCUGCAAUGGCUAUUAUCCCACGCAGGGCCAUCUCAUCGACUCUGCCCACGGCUGGAAUGCGCGGAACUACAGCUGUUGCCACGUUAGGACGGCUGGUGGGAAGGUGGAGGUGGUCCACAGCGAAUCCCUGAACAGGUCUAUCCUCCGGGCCGUGGCCGACAACUUCACCUUGCGCAAUCUCCACUUCCAAGGCAAUUCCAAGCCCUAUAUUUCUAAACUCUUUGCUCCUUUGUUCCGAGCGUACGAGGGCUUCAACUUCUCAGUCAAGGAUCAGCCGCCGCUCGCUCUCCGGUGA
This is a messenger RNA of Symbiodinium necroappetens, 1269 nucleotides long. The record is from the annotation of a GenBank genome assembly. Lineage: Eukaryota; Dinophyceae; Suessiales; Symbiodiniaceae.